Messenger RNA from Aspergillus alliaceus, 1596 nucleotides. RefSeq names its product cytochrome P450. Gene Ontology annotation, molecular function: heme binding; oxidoreductase activity, acting on paired donors, with incorporation or reduction of molecular oxygen; iron ion binding. The transcript is spliced from 6 exons. The record is from RefSeq and is a predicted model, not a curated record. Bases 1 to 1596 code for a protein of 531 amino acids. Lineage: Eukaryota; Fungi; Ascomycota; Eurotiomycetes; Eurotiales; Aspergillaceae.
AUGAACUGUUCAUUCAACCUCUUGAUAGGAGCCCUUUUGGGGGUUGGAAUACACCGUUGGCUGUUUAUUCAUGGUGAAUGGCAUAUUCAGGCCCCCAAUAUCCUUGUGUUGCAUCUUAUUUGCUUCUUUUCUUUAGCAAUCUCAGUCAAUAACGCAUGGCAAAGCAUCACGGGUUACCUGCUAGCUCUCUUCUCUAGUAUUACUAUCUACCGACUCUACUUCCACCGUCUGUCUCACUUCCCUGGUCCAUUUUGGGCCCGAGUCACUAAGCUUUGGCACAUGUGGAAAUGCCGAUCUCGUCGCAAUCACUUCCUUCUAGCAGAUCUGCACAGACGCUAUGGGAGCGAUUUCAUACGGACUGGCCCUAGCGAGAUCACGGUCUUUCACCCUGAUGUUUUCAUGGCUAUUGACGGCCCAAAUAGCAAAUGCAUCAAGUCAGAGUGGUAUGACUUACUGCAUCCGAACAAAGCCCUGGUGACUGCUCGCGACAAAGAGACGCAUGGAAGUCGACGUCGGCAGUGGAACCGAGGAUUUAACUCCAAGGCACUGAACCAUUAUCAGGAGCGAGUAUUGCCCAUUAUUGACCAACUAGACUAUUGCAUCCAGUCGGACAUUGCUGCGGAACGAGUGUCUGAGGUCACCGACCUCUUCUAUUGGCUAGGGUUCGAUCGCAUGGGGGACUUUAUCUUUUACGAAACAUUUGAGAUGCUUUCUGAUAGACGAUGGAACCAUGUUAUCAUUCUUUUGCAACGGGCCCUAUCGGUCCUCGGACCCUUGAGCCCUGUGCCCUGGUUGGUCCAUAUUGCGUUCAAACUCCUUCCCCGAGUCUGGAUCUUGAAAGAUUGGUUUGACAUGGUCGCCUGGUGUGAAAGUCGAUUACGGAAACGGAGGCUGAUUCACGUAGAUCCAUCCGAGACCCCGGAUGUCGCCCACUACCUUCUCCAGGAUGCCCAGGAAAGCACGGGCCAAGAAGAAUGGUUAACGGGAGACAGCAUCCUUGCCAUUGUGGCGGGCAGUGAGCCCACAGCCGUCGCCUUGAUCGCCUUAUUUUAUGAGCUCGGCAAAAAUCCAUCCCAUGCAGACAUCAUUCAUAGCGAGGUCAAACAGGUCGGUAUCCGUGACGGCCGGGAGAUAUUGUGCCAAUGUCCGCACCUAGAGUCUGCCAUUCUAGAAACACUAAGACUUUAUCCUGCUCUGCCUACUGGGGGUUACCGCAAGACACUGCAGGAGGGGAUCACCAUCGGAGGUACAUACAUUCCUCCUGAGACCACUAUUGUGGCUCCACGGUUCUCGAUCUCGCGCCGAGAGGACUGUUUCGAGCAAGCCGAGAAAUUCAUCCCCGAGCGAUGGACCACACGCCCAGAAAUGGUACGCAAUCGAGCCGCCUACACGCCGUUUGGAACUGGUCACCACAGCUGUCUCGGACGAGCAGUUGCUAUGAAUGACAUGAUGCUCAUUGCAGCGCGGUUGUUGCGCCAAUACAGUGUUCGGUUCCCUCCUGGUGAGACGGGAGACGCGGUGUGGAAUGACUGGAAAGACCAGUUCACGUCAAACCCGGGACGACUGCGAUUGAUAUUCGAGUCACGCAAGGACUAA